Molecule: messenger RNA, 3054 nt
Organism: Austrofundulus limnaeus
Lineage: Eukaryota; Metazoa; Chordata; Actinopteri; Cyprinodontiformes; Rivulidae
Product: adhesive plaque matrix protein-like
Exons: 2
Source: RefSeq, a predicted model, not a curated record
CCCCACCUUCAGUCCCACCUUCAGCCCCACCUUCAGUCCUACCUUCAGUCCCACCUUCAGUCCUUCCUUCAGUCCUACCUUCAGCCCCAACUUCAGUCCCACCUUCAGUCCCACUUUCAGCCCCACCUUCAGCCCCACCUUCAGUCCCACCUUCAGCCCCACCUUCAGUCCUACCUUCAGUCCCACCUUCAGUCCUUCCUUCAGUCCUACCUUCAGCCCCAACUUCAGUCCCACCUUCAGUCCCACUUUCAGCCCCACCUUCAGCCCCACCUUCAGUCCUACCUUCAGUCCCACCUUCAGUCCUACCUUCAGUCCCACCUUCAGUCCUACCUUCAGUCCCACCUUCAGUCCCACCAUUAGUCCUACCUUCAGUCCCACCUUCAGUCCCACUUUCAGCCCCACCUUCAGCCCCACCUUCAGUACCACCUUCAGCCCCACCUUCAGUCCUACCUUCAGUCCCACCUUCAGUCCUACCUUCAGUCCCGCCUUCAGUCCUACCUUCAGUCCCACCUUCAGUCCUACCUUCAGUCCUACCUUCAGUCCCACUUUCAGCCCCACCUUCAGUCCCACCUUCAGCCCCACCUUCAGUCCCACCUUCAGUACUACCUUAUGUCCCACCUUCGGUCCUCCCUUCAGUCCCACCUUCAGUCCUACCUUCAGUCCCACCUUCAGUCCUACCUUCAGUCCCACCUUCAGUCCUGCCUUCAGUCCCACCUUCAGUCCUGCCUUCAGUCCUACCUUCAGUCCCACCUACAGUCCUACCUUCAGUCCCACCUUCUGUCCUGCCUUCAGUCCUGCCUUCAGUCCUACCUUCAGUCCCACCUACAGUCCUACCUUCAGUCCCACCUUAAGUCCCACCUUCUGUCCUACCUUUAGUCCUAUCUUCAGUCCCACCUUCAGUCCCACCUUCAGCCCCAUCUUCUGUCCCACAUUCAGUCCUACCUUCAGUCCCACCUUCAGCCCCACCUUCAGUCCCACCUUCAGCCCCACCUUCAGCCCCACCUUCAGUCCCACCUUCAGCCCCACCUUCAGUCCCACCUUCAGCCCCACCUUCAGCCCCACCUUCAGCCCCUCCAUCAGCCCCUCCAUCAGCCCCUCCAUCAGUCCCGCCUUCAGUCCCACCUUCAGCCCCACCUUCAGUCCCAACUUCAGUCCUACCUUCAGCCCCACCUUCAGCCCCACCUUCAGUCCUACCUUCUGUCCUACCUUCAGUCCCACCUACAGUCCUACCUUCAGUCCUACCUUCAGUCCCACCUUAAGUCCCACCUUUAGUCCUACCUUCAGUCCUACCUUCAGUCCCACCUUAAGUCCCACCUUCUGUCCUACCUUUAGUCCUACCUUCAGUCCCACCUUCAGUCCCACCUUCAGCCCCACCUUCAGUCCCACCUUCAGCCCCACCUUCAAUCCCACCAUCAGUCCCAACUUCAACCCCACCAUCAGUCCCACCUUCAGCCCCACCUUCAGUCCCACCUUCAGCCCCACCUUCAGUCCCACUUUCAGCCCCACCUUCAGUCCCACCUUCAGUCCCACCUUCAGUCCUACCUUCAGCCCCACCUUCAGCCCCACCUUCAGUCCCACCUUCAGUCCUACCUUCAGCCCCACCUUCAGCCCCACCUUCAGCCCCACCUUCAGUCCUACCUUCAGCCCCACCUUCAGUCUUACCUUCAGCCCCACCUUCAGCCCCACCUUCAGUCCUACCUUCAGUCCUACCUUCAGUCCUACCUUCAGCCCCACCUUCAGUCCUACCUUCAGCCCCACCUUCAGUCCUACCUUCAGUCCCACCUUCAGCCCCACCUUCAGCCCCACCUUCAGUCCUACCUUCAGCCCCACCUUCAGCCCCACCUUCAGCAGUGUGCCAGGGCACCCUGCAGCCACCCUGGCUGGGCCUGGCUGCAGGGGACAAGCCCACAGCAAGGCAAACUGCUGUUCCUUCCAGCUGAACCAGUACUGCCCCACCUUCUGCCCCUCCUUCAGUCCCACCUUCAGCCCCACCUUCAGCCCCACCUUCAGUCCCACCUUCAGCCCCACCUUCAGCCCCACCUUCAGUCCCACCUUCAGCCCCACCUUCAGUCCCACCUUCAGUCCCACUUUCAGCCCCACCUUCAGUCCCACCUUCAGUCCUACCUUAUGUCCCACCUUCAGUCCUACCUUCAGUCCCACCUUCUGUCCUGCCUUCAGUCCCACCUUCAGCCCCACCUUCAGCCCCACUUUCAGUCCUACCUUCAGUCCCACCUUCAGUCCCACCUUCAGCCCCACCUUCAGUCCUACCUUCUGUCCUGUCUACAGUCCUACCUUCAGUCCCACCUACAGUCCUACCUUCAGUCCUACCUUAUGUCCCACCUUCAGUCCUACCUUCAGUCCCACCUUCUGUCCUGCCUUCAGUCCCACCUUCAGUCCUACCUUCAGUCCCACCUUCAGUCCUGCCUUCAGUCCCACCUUCAGCCCCACCUUCAGUCCCAACUUGAGUCCCACCUUCAGCCCCACCUUCAGCCCCACCUUCAGUCCUACCUUCAGUCCCACCUUCAGUCCCACCUUCAGCCCCACCUUCAGUCCUACCUUCUGUCCUGUCUACAGUCCUACCUUCAGUCCCACCUACAGUCCUACCUUCAGUCCUACCUUAUGUCCCACCUUCAGUCCUACCUUCAGUCCCACCUUCUGUCCUGCCUUCAGUCCCACCUUCAGUCCUACCUUCAGUCCCACCUUCAGUCCUACCUUCAGUCCCACCUUCAGUCCUGCCUUCAGUCCCACCUUCAGCCCCACCUUCAGCCCCACCUUCAGCCCCACCUUCAGCCCCACCUUCAGUCCCUCCAUCAGCCCCUCUAUCAGCCCCACCUUCAGCCCCACCUUCAGCCCCACCUUCAGCCCCACCUUCAGGCCCUCCAUCAGCCCCUCUAUCAGCCCCACCUUCAGCCCCACCUUCAGCCCCACCUUCAGGCCCUCCAUCAGCCCCUCUAUCAGCCCCACCUUCAGCCCCACCUUCAGCCCCACCUUCAGGCCCUCCAUCAGCCCCUCUAUCAGCCCCACCUUCAGCCCCACCUUCAGCCCCACCUUCAG